Molecule: messenger RNA, 1482 nt
Organism: Oncorhynchus masou masou (cherry salmon)
Lineage: Eukaryota; Metazoa; Chordata; Actinopteri; Salmoniformes; Salmonidae
Exons: 3
Coding region: 1-1482 (493 amino acids)
Source: RefSeq, a predicted model, not a curated record
AUGUUCUCACCCUGCUCAGACCCACAUGUUCUCACCCUGCCCAGACCCACCAGUUCUCACCUUGCCCAGACCCACCAGUUCUCGCCCUGCCCAGACCCACCAGUUCUCACCCUGCCCAGACCCACAUGUUCUCACCCUGCUCAGACCCACCUGUUCUCACCCUGCCCAGACUCACAUGUUCUCACCCUGCCCAGACCCACCAGUUCUCACCUUGCCCAGACCCACCAGUUCUCACCCUGCCCAGACCCACAUGUUCUCACCCUGCUCAGACCCACCAGUGCUCACCAUGCCCAGACCCACAUGUUCUCACCCUGCCCAGACCCACCAGUUCUCACCUUGCCCAGACCCACCAGUUCUCACCCUGCCCAGACCCACAUGUUCUCACCCUGCCCAGACCCACCAGUUCUCACCCUGCCCAGACCCACCAGUUCUCACCUUGCCCAGACCCACCAGUUCUCACAUUGCCCAGACCAACCAGAACUCACCCUGCCCAGACCCACCAGUUCUCACCCUGCCCAGACCCACCAGUUCUCACCCUGCCCAGACCCACCAGUUCUCACCCUGCCCAGACCCACCAGUUCUCAACCUGCCCAGACCAACAGUUCUCACCCUGCCCAGACCCGCCAGUUCUCACCCUGCCCAGACCCACAUGUUCUCACCCUGCCCAGACCCACCAACCCGCCAGUUCUCACCCUGCCCAGACCCACCAGUUCUCACCCUGCCCAGACCCACAUGUUCUCAACCUGCCCAGACUCACAUGUUCUCAACCUGCCCAGACUCACAUUUUCUCACCUUGCCCAGACCCACCAGUUCUCACCCUGCCCAGACCCACCAGUUCUCACCCUGCCCAGACCCACCUGUUCUCACCCUGCCCAGACUCACAUGUUCUCACCCUGCCCAGACUCACAUGUUCUCAUCCUGCCCAGACCCACCAGUUCUCACCCUGCCCAGACUCACAUGUUCUCAACCUGCCCAGACCCACAUGUUCUCACCCUGCCCAGACCCACCAGUUCUCACCCUGCCCAGACUCACAUGUUCUCACCCUGCCCAGACCCACCAGUUCUCACCCUGCCCAGACCCACCAGUUCUCACCCUGCCCAGACCCACCAGUUCUCACGCUGCUCAGACCCACCUGUUCUCACCCUGCCCAGACCCACCAGUUCUCACCCUGCCCAGACCCACCAACCCACCAGUUCUCAACCUGCCCAGACCCACCAGUUCUCACCCUGCCCAGACCCACCAGUUCUCACCCUGCCCAGACGCACCAGUUCUCACCCUGCCCAGACCCACAUGUUCUCACCCUGCCCAGACCCACCAGUUCUCACCCUGCCCAGACGCACCAGUUCUCACCCUGCCCAGACCCACCAGUUCUCACCCUGCCCAGACGCACCAGUUCUCACCCUGCCCAGACUCACAUGUUCUCACCCUGCUCAGACCCACCUGUUCUCACCCUGCCCAGACUCCCAUGUUCUCACCCUGUGA